Molecule: messenger RNA, 3255 nt
Organism: Xenopus tropicalis (tropical clawed frog)
Lineage: Eukaryota; Metazoa; Chordata; Amphibia; Anura; Pipidae
Gene: thsd1
Product: thrombospondin type 1 domain containing 1
Exons: 5
Coding region: 467-3013 (848 amino acids)
Cellular component (GO): cytoplasm
Source: RefSeq, a predicted model, not a curated record
GUGAGGGGACGAUGCAUCAUUACUCUCUUGACAUCGCUGCUCCACUUUCUUUCUCUCCUACCUUUUUCCCUUCGCCUACUUUGUGUUACAAGCAGAGAGCAGGGGAGUUGGCCAUCCUUUUCCCUCUCCACACCCUUCCUUCAGGGAGGGGACUGUAUCAGCAGUAGCUUGUCUCCCUCAGCCAGUUUACUAAUAUAUUCUUACCCACUGCUGGCUUAUUAGGUACAGAAAUGACGGUAUCCCUGGCAUGUUCCCUGAAGAUUGCUUGGCAAGUACACGCGAGGAGCAAGGGUCGUUUGCACCUCAGCACAGGCACGAGGCAGACUGAGAUGUAAAUCUGAUUGGCUGAGAUGGACUGCUUCAAGGAAUCAAUAUGUCACAUUCUGUCUGCAGUGCUGCUUGGGUCACAGCUGCCAUGUAUGAAUGAGAGUAAAGUGAGAGACCCCUGAUAACUGCAAUCAGCAGAAUGAAACACACACAGAAUGGCCUUACCUGCGUAUUGCUGAUCAUUCUCUACAGAUUUGUUUUUAGUGAACCUGGCUAUCUCAUCGUGCGAGAGUCUCAUCACGUAGCCUUGAGCAGAGAACCUGUAUUUGUGGAAUAUUAUCUCCCAGGCAAUAACAAUAAUACAACAACAUAUAACAUAUCCAUAACUUUGUUUGAUAUAAGCAAUAAUCGGACGGUAACAAGCAAAGACCUUUCUGUUAACCUAUCACGGGGCAGUUUAGAAUUUGAGUGUUUCCAUUUUAUUGCCGCUGGACUUUAUCAGUUCCAGAUCGUUUUUACCGAGAAGAAUCAGAGCAACAUUGACUGGCGGAGCAGCAUAUUGAAUGUCACUUGGCCCCGGUUUCACAUUGAUUUGAACAGGACGUCAAAUAUAAGGUCGUUUCAAAUUGGAGUUUUCUCUAAUGAGCAGUUUUGUCUCACUUUUCCAGACAAGCACCCUAGGGUUUUAUUGGAGGUUGAACAUACGCACAGUUUUCAAGAACUGGAAGGACUAAGCAGUGACAGGUUCAUGUUGUACAAAACCUACAAGGAAAUCCCUUUGUCUCCAUCCCAGUGGGUGGAAUUUGAAUGUGCAUCAGUACGACCCGAAACUUUCAUCACGGUCUCCCUUAAACCCACGUUUUCGGAAUCACUCAUUGCAUUCAUGGGCCCUGUUGACCUAGUGAAAACGUUCAGGUAUAAGCUAGUGACCUCAGCAGAACAGAGGUGCGACGCAUCAGUAAAUGUAAAUGUGAUCCCUCCCCCAUGUAAUUACGCAGAUGGGAAGGUAAUUGUGUACAAGGAAGUGCUGCGGGGUUCAGCUGAAACUAGCACCACUCUGGCAGAGAAUGUUCUACAAACAGGAGACAAGGUUGCUCAGUUCAACUGCACUUUAUUUGAUAUUGGAAGGAACAAGUACUGUUUUGAGUUCUUCAUUGCUUCUGGCAAGAUUUACUCAUUUCUUGGAGCCAAAGAAUGUGUGGGGAUAAGAAGAGAAAUAGAGUCAUGGGGUCUGUGGCAGUCGUGGAGUCCAUGCAGCGUCACAUGCGGAGAUGGCGAGAGAGAGAGAUUUAGGGAAUGCCUGACAACCUCAUCUGAAAAGCCUGCCUGCAGGGGACGGGCAAAGGAGACCUCACUCUGCUCCCUAGAGGAAUGCACAAGUAUAUCUGUGAAACCUUCAAGCAAGUCAACUACACAUUCUAAGGACACUAAAACAAGCAAUACUGUGACCAUUGCUGGUAUUUCUCUGUGCCUGACGAUUAUCAUCAUUACCAUUGUAAUUACUGUAUGGAGGAAAUUUCACAAGACUCAGAAGUGCAGCUCAACAGUGAAACACAACUCUACCCAUUCAGGCAAUGGGCGCAAGAAUUCAGAUGAAGAAAAUAUUUACCAGAUGAGGGAAAGCUUCUCUGACAUGGGGGAAGGUCUCCAUGAGAAUGUAGAGGACACAGUCGAUAUUCCUUUGACAUACAGGCAAAGUAUGCGAGUUGCAGAAGAGAAAAGUGGACAGGAAAACGAUAACUUGCAAUCAAACGUGCAGAAAUUAAUCCCUCCAAUUUUUAGCUACCGCCUUGCUCAGCAGCAACUAAAGGAGAUGAAACAAAGGGGUUUAACUGAAGCCACCAAGUUGUACCAUGUUUCUCAGAAUCCAAUGUCAGAUACAGUUGUAGAUGGUGCCCUGGCUCCUCCAUCGGUCACAGACAAUUGCGAUGAUAACAUUGCCAACAAAUUCCGGCUUCAGUCUCCAUUUAUAGAGCAGAGGAAUUUGCACCCUCAGUGUCAUGGAGAAAGAUCAACUCCUUUAUCCCCUUAUCAAAGCACAAGCCCAUGCCAGACAUUACCCCAUUUAUCCCAAUUUAUGAAUCAAGACCCUAAGGUCAGAUACAUUGAAAGGCCAUAUCACAAAAAUAUCAACUUUAGGAGAACCUCCAGUUUCCAUGAAACAAAGCACAACAAACCUUUCAGAGAAAGAAGUCUAUCGACACUUUCCCCAAGGCAAACAAUGGCAUAUAAUCCAAGGACCAGAACUUGGCAGUAUGCGACAACUGAUAGGUCUAAGCAUAGAUCUAUAAGAGCUGAAAAAAGUCCUGAACAUUUUGCAAAAAGUGCUAAUUUUACAGCUGACCCAGUUGACUUUUCCUCUAAAAACCUGUACAUGUGGUCAAGUGAAAGCAAACAUGACUUAAUCAGUAGCCGCCAUGCUGCCGCAAAAGCAUCAAAGCUCGAGAGACUAGAACAAAACCGAGUUAAGAAAGGAUCCUCCCCAAUUGAUAAAUCAUGGAAUAGAGUGCAGGAUUACUCUCCAACAUUUAAAGACAGUUAUGAGAGGAACAGUCCUUUCAGUCCUGCUCAAAACAGAAGAGAAAAGUGUCAAAGUUUCCCUUGGGCAGCAGACUAUUCUUUCUAUGACAAUUCAUCAUUCAGACUCACUGAAGCAGAGCAGCAGAUGAUUGACCUGCCUGGGUAUUUUGCCUCCAAUGAAGAGGAUGAAACCAGUACAUUAAGUAUGGAAAGACUAGUUAUUUGACAUUAACAAAUUCUCAGGCUGCAUAUCACUGUAUUUGCUAUUAUACAAAUAAAUGAGGACAUUCACAGAUAACUGGGCCACUAGGCCUGGGUACAGUUUUAAGAAGUAUUUAAAAAAAAAAAAAGAGAGAUAUUGCAUUUUCUAAGUAAAGUGCCACAGUUUUUAGAUGUUACUUUUUAAAAAUUGCCAAAGGUUGUGUGCUACAGUAAAUACAGUAAAAAUAAAGUUUUCCCGCUUUCCUA